Colletotrichum graminicola M1.001 is the source of this 666-nucleotide messenger RNA. RefSeq names its product glutathione S-transferase domain-containing protein. The record is from RefSeq and is a predicted model, not a curated record. The transcript is spliced from 5 exons. NCBI's taxonomy places the organism in Eukaryota, Fungi, Ascomycota, Sordariomycetes, Glomerellales, Glomerellaceae. The coding region runs from base 1 to 666 and encodes 221 amino acids.
AUGCAACCGAUCCGCUUGUGGAUGGCCGGUCCCAAGGAGUCGGCCGGCCCGAACCCAUGGAAGGUCCUUUUUGUUCUGGAAGAGCUUGGCCUUCCAUAUGAGCUCAAAGUAAUACAUAUAUCCAAGGUCAAGUCACCCCCUUUGACCGACCUCAGCACCAAUGGUCGAGUUCCAGUGAUUGAGGAUCCUAACCGGGAUCUCGUCCUUUGGGAAUCGGGCGCUGUGAUUACCUACCUGGUGCAAGAGUACGAUAAGGACAAGAAGUUGACACAUGCUGAGGGGAACGAGAUCCAUCAUCAAAAUCAAUGGGUCUACUUCCAAACCAGUGGUCAAGGUCCUUACUUCGGUCAAGCAGCAUGGUUUAAGAUACACCAUCCUGAGCGUAUUCAAUCUGCCAUUGACCGGUACUUGAACGAGAUUCAUCGUGUCCUGGGAGUUUUGAAUAAGGCGCUCGAGGGUAAGGAGUGGCUUGUUGGCGAAAAGAUGACGUUUGCCGAUAUGGCCUUCGUGCCCUACAAUAGCCUUCUUCACCUCGCGUUUGGUUGUGACCCAGACGAGUCGUUGAAGGACUAUCCCAAUGUAGAUGCUUGGCAUAGACGCAUGUUGUCGAGAGACUCGUGGAAGAAGGUUAUGGAGUUGAAGAACACCCUGGAGAUCAAUACGUAA